Messenger RNA from Chlamydomonas reinhardtii, 1106 nucleotides. RefSeq lists its product as uncharacterized. The record is from RefSeq and is a predicted model, not a curated record. The coding region runs from base 30 to 596 and encodes 188 amino acids. The transcript has 7 exons. NCBI's taxonomy places the organism in Eukaryota, Viridiplantae, Chlorophyta, Chlorophyceae, Chlamydomonadales, Chlamydomonadaceae.
GUUCAGUCUUCUUUACCAUAUCUAUCACCAUGGCGUCCCGUCGUGUCGCUUUCGCUGUGGCGCUGGUCGCGCUGUGCCUGCUCGCUACCGCCGUGCACGCCAAGCCUAACAAGGGCAAGGGCAAGAAGAGCCCUAAGUGGCCUGACGCACCUGCUGGUGCUAUCGUCGCAGCUGCGGACCUUAUGGCCGCGGUGAACAAGACGACUGACGGCAAGGGCUACGCCUACCUGGUGCUGCCCAAGGGCGGCCCGUACAAGUCGUACAUCAUGCUGGGCGGCUCAAUGAAGGCGGUCUCGAUGGGGCACGUGCACUGGAUGAACGCCACCGCCAAGAACCCCAUCCGCCUGGGCCUGUUCCCCUCCGUGACGGCCGCCGGCACCGCCGUCCUGCUGAACCCCACCCUGACCUACAAGGGCUCCGCCACCUUUGAGCGCACCUGGAACGAGACUGACAUCGGCUACUGGGGCACUGACAUCACCACCUUCCUGACCCUGCUCAAGGCUGAGAUGCUGUACGUCAACGUGCACACCGCCGCCAACCCCGGCGGUGAGAUCCAGGGCACCCUCAAGUGCAAGAGCCCCUGCAUGUGGUCUUAAACAGGCCUCGGCACCCAGCUGAGGCUCCCGCGCGCUAGCCCCGGAAGCACUACUGCCGGGGAGGCGUAGGCCGUGGCUGACGUGGGCCGUGGCUGAGGCGUGAUGCCUCAUGGCUGUGGCUGCAUGCCGAGCUCUGCGGCGAGGCUGUGGUAGUGGCUCGCAGGCUCUUUGAGGCUCGUAUAUAUUUCGAACGAUGGAAGGCUCGACUUGCUCGACUGUGUGAAAUGCUGACUUUCGAAUGUGCAUAGCUAAGUCCCUUGUUGCUGCAUGCAUGUGUGUGCACACGGUAGCAAGCGCGGCAUGGAUCGGCGACCGUGCGUGCGAGGCGCUCGACAGAAUUGCAACACGUUUCGACCGACGAAGGCUGUGUGGCCUUUUGACAUAAUGGCGUGCGGCGUAGGCGCGCGUUUAUUUGCACGGGUGUGACGCUGACGGGUUUUGACACGGUGUAAACGCUUGACACGUGGAAACACGACGUGCUUUCAUCGGCACCUGUAACCUGGUCGCUGC